Molecule: messenger RNA, 1128 nt
Organism: Lepus europaeus (European hare)
Lineage: Eukaryota; Metazoa; Chordata; Mammalia; Lagomorpha; Leporidae
Gene: MYBPHL
Product: myosin binding protein H like
Exons: 7
Coding region: 1-1092 (363 amino acids)
Molecular function (GO): protein binding
Source: RefSeq, a predicted model, not a curated record
AUGGAGGGACCCACAGCUCCGGAGGUGGCCUCAGAAUCCAAGCUGAAGGUGGAAGACGUCAACCCAGCAGAUGCUGACGGCACCCAGGCUUCACCUGGACGGGAGGUUGGCAGCCCCGUGGCCCAGCUCCUGCCCCUGAUAGAAGAGUACCCCAAGAUCUGGCUACCUCGGGCCCUGAGGCAGACCUAUAUCCGGAAGGUUGGGGACACGGUGAACCUACUGAUCCCAUUCCAGGGCAAGCCCAGACCUCAAGCCACCUGGACUCACAAUGGCUGUGCCUUGGAUGCCAGUCGUGUGAGCGUGCGGAAUGGGGAGCGAGACUCUAUCCUCUUCAUCCGGGAGGCUCAACGUGCUGACUCGGGUCGCUAUCAACUUUGUGUGCAGCUGGGAGGGCUGGAGGCCACAGCCACCAUUGAUAUCCUGGUCAUCGAGAGGCCAGGCCCUCCUCAGAGUAUUAAGCUGGUAGAUGUUUGGGGUCUCAACGCCACCCUGGAAUGGACACCUCCCCAAGACACAGGCAACACAGUACUCCUGGGAUACACGGUGCAGAAGGCUGAUACAAAAUCAGGGCUGUGGUUCACAGUGCUGGAGCGUUAUCAUCGCACAAGCUGCAUUGUCUCCAACCUCAUUGUGGGCAAUUCCUAUGCCUUUCGUGUCUUUGCUGAAAACCAGUGUGGACUCAGUGAGACAGCCCCCAUCACUGCUGACCUUGCCCACAUCCAGAAAGCAGCUACUGUUUACAAGAGCAAGGGGUUUGCCCAGCAUGACUUCUCUGAAGCCCCCAAGUUUACGCAGCCCCUGGCAGACUGCACUACAAUCACAGGCUAUGACACCCAGCUCUUCUGCUGUGUCCGUGCCUCUCCCAGGCCCAAGAUCAUCUGGUUGAAGAACAAGAUGGAUAUCCAAGGCAAUCCCAAGUACAGAGCUCUCAGUCACCUGGGAGUCUGCUCCCUAGAAAUCCGCAAGCCUGGUCCCUUUGAUGGAGGCAUCUACACCUGCAAGGCAGUUAAUGCCCUGGGGGAGGCAUCUGUGGACUGUCGGGUAGAUGUGAAAGGUAAGGGCAGGAGGACAACUGUUGCCUCAGGGUGCUAAUCAUCUAAGGCUGGAAAAGUCAGGAGGGACCAAAGA